Molecule: messenger RNA, 2433 nt
Organism: Chlamydomonas reinhardtii
Lineage: Eukaryota; Viridiplantae; Chlorophyta; Chlorophyceae; Chlamydomonadales; Chlamydomonadaceae
Exons: 6
Coding region: 381-1850 (489 amino acids)
Source: RefSeq, a predicted model, not a curated record
AGCUAUGGGCAUCCUUUUGCUCAGCAACGCUCUGACUGUCGGGCGCCCUGCGCGUUCGCGUUUUGCGCGUCCACUGCCUGGCUUGCAAUGACCAUGUAAACAUGCCAUAUUGUGGCUGCAAUUUAUUGUGCAACGUGAAGCCUCGCGCGCGCUAAGGCUUCAGACCUGGCACGCAACUUCCUGCUGCGCUCGUGUUUGCCAGAGUUUCGCGAGACUUGCAACAUACACAGGGAGCAACACCGGAAAUUGCACCGGAUAAAUGUCGAUUUAUCUGAGCGCAUGGGGCAACGCUUCUACCGUAGCUUUCUUGCGCAAACUGAAGGCUAUUCUUUAGUAAAACAGCGUGCUCAUUUCAAUUCGAAGCGCAAGAAGCUCCAACCAUGACUUCUCCCUCUGCUGUUCUCCGUGGCCUGCGUUCCGCGAAUUUGUCGCUACGCCCUGGCGAGGGCCAGACCGUUAAUGUUAAGCUUCUCGGCCGCAUCGUGGAGGCUGUGGACUAUGAGCCGGAGGUCGUCGGGCUGUGCCCUCCAGAGUGGGACAAGCAACGUGAGGCCGUUCACCUGAUCGUCGUGUUCGAGGAUGACCCCGAGACCUUCUACACGGUCAUGGUGUACCAGGUGCAGCACUUUGCAAACCGCGAAGACUUGAAACGUGGCAACUACAUCCUGCUUGUGCGCCCAUUUGCGCUACUAGCAGCAGAGGAGGUCAUGUCGUGGAAGCCAGCGGGCACGUCCGACACCUGCCUCGGUGUGGACUGCUGCCUGGACCGUCCUCGCGUUCUGUCACCGGGCGCCGCUGCCGAGGAGUUCCCGCACCUGCUGAUUGAUGACGCGCGCCUCGUCAUCAACAGCACGCCCCUGACCCAGAUGCAGCCCAAGGCGGGAUUCACGGGGGUCAUGUGGGUGGAGACGGUGGAGGAGUCGAGCGUGUGGGACGGGAGCGCGGUCGUCACGGUGGUAACGGGAGUUGAUGGCACCUCCAGCGCCCAGCUGCUCAUCAUGCCCAGCUACGACAGCGCCUACGAAGUCAAAAUUAAGAAGCAUAUGCCGCUGUUUGUCUACUGCGCGAUGUGCACCGCAACACACUAUGGGGCGUCGGGCUUUCGCCUGCAGCUGCGCCCGGGCCCCUGCUCCUACUUCUCCCAGCGGCGUGACACCAUCAUUGACCGCUGCGGCUUGACCACAUACAACACCGCCUGCAACGUGUGGUCGGCAUCAGCUGUCGCUCUGGACAACCCCUGCCGGGUUACAGCAGACCACUUCCCGCUGCUCAACCACGGCAUUGGUGACGUCCUGGACUACGCGGCAUCGGCACCACAGGCCAGCGUGAAUGUGGUGCUGAGCGGCACCAUCCACGCCGUGGGGCCGGCCUUCCGCACCAGCUGCGGAUUUGUGGACCUGCGCUGCAGCCGUGGUUCACACACGGACCCGCACCGCUGCACCUUCAUGGCCGGCAACACUCGUCAGACUACCUGCGACAAGUGCGGUGUGAUUGACAUUUCGGGCGCCACGUACAGCCUGCGCGUUGACAUCAUCGACGCCGACGGCAAGCGCCUGGAGAACGUCCGUGCCCUCACCGCCGCUGGCAACCGCAUCUUCAACGUCGCGGACCCCAUGGACUACUACGUGUCCACCUGCAUCAUGUCCACCGCGCAGCGGGAGCAACACGUGGCGCAGCUGCGGCAGCAGGUUAUGGGGCGGAAGGGCAUCUUCGCGCUGUGGCGCAACGGCAGCAAGUACUUCCUCUGCGACAUCAUCUUCGUGUCGGCGCCUACGCCCAUCCUGCACAACCAACCAUCAGGCCCUGGAACGCCUGGCAACUCUCCUGCUAAGAAGCCCCGCAUGCGCUGAAGGGUCUUCCUCCUGAACCACCAAGUCGUCAAGCGCCGAAAGCUGGCGCACGCCGCGGCAACGCUACAGUGGUGGCUGCUGCACCGGCCGCGGGAGCUGCUGUUGGCACGGCGGCUGCUGCAGCCAUUGCUCCUCCUGCGGCUGCAAUUGGAGCUGUGGCAGCAGCACGUGCAGCUGCAGGUGCAGUUGCCGGCGGCGUUGUGACGCCAGCGGCAUCCAGGCCAGCUGGGCCAUACGCGCCAUAAUGCGGGAUCAGCCCGGCAUUGGGCAACAGGGGCUGAGGGACUGCCGUGAGAGUUGGCUGGACCUGAACACCCGAAGGGCUUGUAGAAGAUAGCGCAUUAGGGUGGUUGCCAGAGUACUGCGCUGCAAUCUGUAGCGCGCGGUUUCGCUGCUGGCUGUCAGCUGCUGACGGCCGGCCUCGACCGCGCUUCCUGGACAGGGUCGCUAGGGCUGCGGCCACAUCCUCGGGCACCGCAGCUGGGAAAUGAGAGCCAGCGGCAACGCCGACGGUAGAGUUAUCAGGCCAGGGGUAGCCACGCAUGCCUGCGUGAACAUUUCCGUGUAAGCAAGUCAGUCAUGG